This is a messenger RNA of Leptidea sinapis, 6842 nucleotides long. It is a transcript of the gene SOCS5, whose product is annotated as suppressor of cytokine signaling 7-like. Gene Ontology annotation, biological process: intracellular signal transduction; phosphatidylinositol phosphate biosynthetic process. The coding region runs from base 364 to 1425 and encodes 353 amino acids. Gene Ontology annotation, molecular function: 1-phosphatidylinositol-3-kinase regulator activity. The record is from RefSeq and is a predicted model, not a curated record. Lineage: Eukaryota; Metazoa; Arthropoda; Insecta; Lepidoptera; Pieridae. The transcript is spliced from 12 exons. Gene Ontology annotation, cellular component: phosphatidylinositol 3-kinase complex.
ACAAAUAUGUCACUGAACUAAAAAAACAGAGCACCUUAUUUUUGUUGUGCGAUUUUUAUUUUUAUUGUUAUUAGUGAUUAUUCAUUUAGUUAUGUGCGGCGUUGUGUAAAUACUUGCAAAACUCAUACGCAACUUGUAAAUAUAUAUUAGAUUGGUUAAUAUAUCGAUGUUACUGAAUAGUGAUUGUAGAGAACCUUCAAGUGCAGAUCUAAUAUUGUUAUGGUGAUUGACCAUUGUGGAUUGUAUCAACAUCGAUAUUAACACAUCGAGACGAACGAUAAUAUCGAAGAACAUUUAGCUGUGUUAAGUAGACAUGGUAGUUUGCAGGCCAAACUACUCAUAGUACCCUGAUAAGCUUCAACUAUGGGACAGCAGACAUCACGGAAAAGUGGAGAAUGCACGUGCGGUUGCGGUGCGUGGGACAGACGACGAUAUGUUGAGUCGCCGAGCAGCGUGCACAGAUACGUUAGCGCUGUUACAGACAGAUGGGGCGGCCGGCAGUGUGUUUGCAGACGCCGGCGCUGGAGACGUGCCGCCUGUGUGUGCACGGCCUAUAGGCGCGUUAGCGACGCCUGCAACGACGACAGAUUGGCGGCGGUACUGACACUCGGCGCGCGCGACCUGCGGCGGGAAUUAGACGCUAUCGUCAUUAACACCGAGAGUGAAGCACUGAGAGACAAUGGCGAACCCACUGCUGAAGUCUACGUACUGUCCGUCGCUCACAGGAAUGAGACAGAACCAGUAGCAGAGGGCAACAGUGAGCUGGCUCAGUCCAAUGACCCAUCCAUCAGGAGGUUCCAGGUGGUGUGUGGCGGAGAGCUUCGUGCUCUGCUGCUCCGAGCGCCGUCGCUGCAGCACUCACUGCCGCUGCCCUUCCCGGCGCAGCACACCAAGGUUCACACGCAGGUGGACUACAAACAUUGUCUGGUGCCAGACCUGCAGGAGAUAACAGCCUGUUCGUUCUACUGGGGCAAGAUGGACCGCUACGAGGCAGAACGACUCCUGGAUAAUAAGCCUGAGGGCACGUUCCUGCUCCGCGACUCUGCGCAGGAGGAGCACCUGUUCUCGGUGUCGUUCCGCAAGUACGGGCGCUCGCUGCACGCGCGAAUUGAGCACUACCAGCACCGGUUCAGCUUCGACUGUCACGACCCCGCCGUGUUCGCGGCGCCCACUGUCACCGGCCUCAUCGAGCACUACAAGGACCCCGCGUGCGUGAUGUUCUUCGAGCCCAUGCUGACGGCGCCGCUGCCCCGCGCGCAGCCCUUCAGCCUGCAGCAGCUGGCGCGCGCAGUCAUCGUGUCGCACCUCAACUACGACGGUGUUGAUCAGCUCCCACUGCCGGGCCGGCUACGAGCCUACCUCAAGGAGUACCACUACAGGCAGCGCGUGCGCGUGCGCACCUUGGAGCCGCACCAUUAUCACUGACACACGCCCAUGCUGGACUAUCCGCGUACCGCGGCCGACUGGUGACCCCAGCAAUACUACCAGCACCCGUUCUAAUGUGGCAAAAACACUUAUAAAAUCAGUCAGUGACAACCCUAGUAGUGCGGAUAGGGACAACCCUAGUGCGGACAUUGACAUCCCUCGUAGUGCGGACAGUGACAAGCCUGGUGGGGACAGUGGCAACCUCAGUGCAAACAGGUGGAAACCCUUAUUGUGUAGAAGUGACAACUAUAAUUGACAGUAAUCCAAUCAUGUAGUGAUCAUGUUGUUUCCAUUUUCUUUAUAUGAAUUAUCUUUAAUAAGACACCAACAUAGUGCCAGGAUAGGUUCAAGUGAUCAGAGUUACCUUUUGGAAGAAAUUGGCAGCAUUUUUAACAUAAUAAAGAGAAUUGCGGUGCUAAUAGUUGCUUGAAGUGGUAACCGUAAAUUAUUUUAUGUCUUCAGACAGUAAUAUAUCACCUUAUAUAAUGGCAAACCGUACCAAAAUUAUUAUUAUGAUUUACAUGAUGUUAGUAUUCCAUGGUUCGCCAAGUGGGACCUUCGUCCAUCAUGUGGCCAUGAGUGCCAAAGCCCGUUAAUUCAAGUGUAAGUUUAUAGGGCUCCCUUACGAUGUAUAUCAACGCUCAUCUUUAGUUUUACUGUUGAACCAUAUUCAGUUAGAGCUUGUUUGUGCAUCUGUAUGGACGAUACAGCCUUAGUGAAUACACCGAACUAAUGCUGAGAUCUAUAGAGCUUACAUAUACUUUGCUCAGACUUUACUUACGUAAAACUUAACUGAGUUCAAGCUUAGCGCAAUCUUUGAUUUGGUAUUUGUAGUCAUUUGACAGCUGAGUUUAGCUCAGGCUUAGACAGCCCAAUAGAAAAGUAUAGCGCUUGUUUCAUUAUACACAGUACAUGAUUAUUAUUAAACAAACUUUUACAAUAUAAAAAAGUGUACAAAAUUAUACACUAGUAUAUAGUAACUUUUUUUUAAUUCAUUUAUUGGAGUAGCCUUUACAAAUUUCAUGAAUAAAGUCUGCCAAACUAUGUAAGUAGUUUGUCGGCAGCAGCUCUCGUGUAAAGAUAAUACUAACAAUAAUAAAUAUAAUACUAACUAUACUACUUACUAUAAUACUAAAUUUACACUAUUAACCUAAAACUACUAUUAAACCUAAUGUACAGCAUUAAACUUAUUUCGUAUUUGUAAAUUAACACGGCAUAGUAAAGUUAAAAUUAUAAUAAAUUCAUUUCAUGGGCACAAUCAUAAUGUUUUGUGAAAAUCUGUUUAAGGUGAUUUAUAGAGGAAACAUCUUUUAGCAAAUCCUGUGGCAGUUCAUUUAUGACAGUGACUUAUUUUGGAAAUUGAUGAAUAAUUUAUAUCAAAUGUGGUCAUGUUAUUUUGUUUGGUAUGAGAAAUGGAAAAUUGUAAAAACACAUAAAAGACAUCUAACGACUUCAAUUAAGACGCUAAUGCAUUACGGACAAGAGUUUUAGAUCUCAUUUUUGUUUGGCUUAUAGUGAGUUUUUCCUAAGUGGUCGUUAUGGUGGAUUUAAGCUUAGCUCACACUCAAAGUGAUGUUUAUAAAGUCUUAGUACACUCUAUAGAUCUCAGCCUUAGAGUUGAAAUUAAAACUUGGUAUCAUAUUAAUAAUAAUCUUAAUGCCAUAACAUGUUGACAGAUAUACAAAAGAGUAGGUUUUAUGGUUUGUCUUAUUGUGGAGUAAUUCUGGAGAAAAUUGCCAAAUAUACUAAAAAAUUAUCCUGAUACCUCAGUUCCAAAGAGUAACAAUUCAGAAAAACUUUGCAAACAAAAUUUAAUAAGGAACUUAAGUUGCUACUGUUUGAAACAAUAAUAUUGUAGACUUAUGGGUAUAUAGUGUAAGUAACAACUUAUAUGUAUUCACUUAUCAACUUAAUUCUCUGUGGUAAUGGUGGGUUAUCCUUUAUGCUACAAUUUCUGAUACUUAUUUCCCACAUAGUAAUUUUUAAACUUGUAACACUUUGUAACAGAGGUAUCAAUCUAAACUUUUCAGGAUUAUAUGAUACUAUUAUUUGCUCUUCAUGCUGAUACUUAUGGUAGUCAAUCGGGUGUGAUUCUGCAUGAGACACCUUAACUGAAAGUUACUAAUGAACUGAGUACUACUGUGAAUUUACUAAAAUAUAUUUAUAUCUACUGUAUAUACUUAUGUAGAGUAUAAUUGCUCUUGCUACUUAUCUCUUAGUGUGGUUAUGAUGUGUAAAAAUAUAAUUACAUAUUUGAGUUGGGUAUUAUCGGGUCUUUUAAUGUUGGUAUAUAUCAUAUAUUUAAUAUUUUUGGGGUUUAAGAAGCUAAUUUAUUAAUAAAGUUAAAAUGGAAAUUUUUUGAGGUUUAUUAUGGACUCAGUAUUAUCAAACAUGCAUUGAGCGAAUGGAACAAGUGGUUUUAUAAGGUUUUAAUUAAUUGAAUCGUUGUUUGUUGAAAAUUUCAUGUUAACAUUUAAUUCUAUUAUGACUUAGCGAAAGAAUGAGUUUUCAUAGGUAUAAUAUAAUUUAGCAUGCUUUUUGUAGUUGAAAAACUCUAAAUAAAAAGAUAUUUAACAGUUUGGAGGAAGAAAAUAGCAUUUUUGUAUUAUCUUUUCGGGGUUUACACUUAAUUACGUACAAUUUAUCAAGAUUCCACAUUACUGAUUUCAUUAUCUUCUCAGUUUCUUAUUUGUCCGCUGAGUGUCUAUGUGUGGAAUGAAGGUCCUAAUUAGAAAACAAUAUCAAAACCUGUUGAUGAGUUAUUACUGCUACUAUAUACAUAGAGCAUAUUGGGUUCACUUCAGUUUUUUUUUAAUGACAAUAAGGGAUGAGAUUAGCAGGACGUUCAGCUGAUGGUAAUCAAUACUAUGAUAGUGACACUACAAUUGUGCUCGUCACAUCUCAUUUGCCAAGUGAUUUCACUAGCUGCGGCACCCUUCAGACCGAAACACAGUAAUGUUUACACAUUAUUAUUGUGUUAUGGUCGUUGGGGUACCCAUAAUCUAGCCGGAAUCAUGUGCGAAGAAGUCUACCACUUGUAAAUGCCCUUAGUCACCUCUUAUGUCACCCUUGGGCCUGUGACUUCCCUAUUAUUUCUAUGCCCGGGGCAAAUGCAGAGCAACAAAUUGUGUCCUAUGGUCUGGAGCUCCUGCUCAGAUCAGGCGAUGGUUGUAUCUAAGCAAAUAUGUUCAGUCUAACAACACUGUUGAAGUUAUAAAAUUUUUAAAUCCCCAAUUGUGGUGACAAUGGAAUGUCACAAGCUGUGACUGAUGAUAUCAAGAACAUAUUGUGAAGACAGAAGUGCAUCUCUUUUUUUUUUAUUUAUAUCGUGGGAUUAAUCCUGCAGAAUAAGCAGAUUUAUAUAUAUAUAUAUAUAUAUGAUUUAUACGUCUAGAUAGACUGUGACAGCUGUGAAAACGUGAUUGAAGUUGACAGUUAACCUCCAUAUUGAGCUAUGCACGCACACUAACACAAAGUGACAUACAUAUCGCGAGUGUUGGACGUUGGUUGUCACGCACACUAAAGUAAUAAACCUAGCCUGUUUUCCUUUUAGCAGCAAGAGGCUCUCGUUUUUCUCGGCUGAAGUUUUAUAGUUACUAUAUUUAUUAUAUCUGACUAUCUUAAUCAAAUAUGUGGUCUUGCUUUUAUAGCCUGUAUUUCGGUGAUCCCUUUUUAAAUUGGAGUAAUUGAUAUGAUAAGAGUGAUGUGUUCAAAUGAUUUUUGACUGUAUGUCCAUAGCCUUAGCGAGUUUUCUGAUAUGUAACGCAUCAAGCACCAAGGUACAGCGUAUUCUAUAUUUUUCAUUGUCUACUAAAAGAAAAAACUAAUGAUUCACAGCUGAUAGUUGUGUAAAUAUAUAAAAAUAUGCUCUUAUAUUAGGUUAAAAUUUUCUAUGUACUAUAAUGAUUGAAUUCAUGUUCCAUAGAGGGUAUUACGAAAAAUAAGGUCCCGAAGGGCAGCGUACAUAUAGUGCUGUAUAAUACGAAUGCACUUGAUCGAUUUCGUCCACUUUUCAAAUCUUUUACGGGACCUAAAAUUGUCAUGUUUCUGCAUUAUGUUAUCGCACGAUGACUUUGCAAGUUGCUGUUUUAUGCAAAUAUUUAACUACCCUCAUUGUUCAUUUUAAUGAGGUUAGACCAAGAUUAAAGCUGAGAUCUAUAGAGCGUAUUUAGACUCUGCUCUGACUUUACUUAUGUAAAAGUUAAGUUAGUGUUAUAAAAUGACUUAACUUUUGCAUUGGUCUUUAGAUUAAGCUCAUCACAAUUUCAAAUGUGACUAUAAAAACGAAUACAAAGGUGAUAAGGUAAGUAAGUAAUAUGGUAAGAUUAUGAUGGCAAGUAUAAAAGUCACUCAGCUAACUUUUACGUAAGUAAAGACUGAGCAAAGUCUAAGUACGCUUUAUACAUCUCAGCCUAAGACUUAAGCCUUAUAUUAAUUCUAAACAUUGUCUAUAUUAUGUCCCUAUAAUAUGUAUAUAGUAUUAUAAUUGUUAUUUUGUAAUAUGGGCCUUGCAUUGCAUUUGAAUAUAGUACCUAAUAUUUGUCAAUAAUUAAUGAGAUGGUCGUGUUUGUAUAUAUAUUUAUGGCGGUUCUAGUUGUGAGCCUUGAAAGAUUGUUUCUUAUCGCAAUCAUGGUAUACGGGCAGCAGAAUCCCGAAAAAAAUGUAUUUGACUAUUCGCCAAAGCUCGUAGCUCGAUAGUUGUUUCUAUUAUUAUUUGUUUGUACGUUUUUCAAUUACGUGUUACCAAAAACCUAGUAUUGAUUUUUCACUAAAACAAACUAAACAAGAUUUUACAUCAACAAAUAAAUUGUAAUACUAAACAUGUUUACGAAAACGAUUUAUUCUAAGGAGGAACGCGCUAUGAGCACUAGGAGCAAUAAAAUUGAGGUUUCUUCUCAUAAGUGUCAUUACAACUAUGUUAGCUAUUGUUCUUUUAUCUUAUAUAUUUACACGGGCUUUUUAUAUGCCUUAUCUUGAUCAUCAAUUGUUUAGAAUUCUAAAUUAAUAGACGAUUUAAAUAAUGUAUAUAUACCACUAGUAUUGAUAAUAUAAAGUAGUGGAACCAGUGUUCUCCCUUGUGGUGUCACGAGGGAUUUUAUUGUAUAUUAACUUAAGUUUUAUAUGUAUUGAUUAAGUUUAAUAUUGGUUAUAAUAUUAAAACGUAGUUUAAAAUGGUCUGUUGUCCGAUGGUUGGUUAAAUAAUUCCUUGUAAGGUUAUCGGUUUUGUUUGAGUCAUGGUGUCAAAAGCUUUGGUCGAAACUGCUAUUUGGGGCGAUUCAAUUGAAAUACGAAUUGUAUGUAAUGUAUGAUAGGGUGUAAUGUAAAGAUUGUAUUUUAUUAACAUAAUGUAAUUACUAUUAUAUGUAACCCGCGCGAAGCGUACAAAAUAUAUUGAAAUAUACAAUUUAUUUUAAUGA